AUGACUGCAACAGUUUCCACUUCAAAAGUACUCUCCGAGCCGCAUCGGGCUGUUUGCUCUCCGCCCUCCUCCUUUACGCCCAUAAAAUCACUCGUCAUAGACGAUAAUCUAAUAACUGGCAAGAUACUAUCCAAAAUGCUCGAAAGCGAGUUUGGGCACAGUGUCACGUGUUUAGAAUCUGGAGAGGAAGGAUUACAAGUGUUGAGGAUGGAUGCGUAUGAUUUAAUAUUCAUGGACAUUGAUAUGCCCGGGUUAGACGGGGUUGAGACAUCUACUGUGAUUAGAAAGGAGGCGGCAAUAUUGGAAACAAAUAGAAAGAUACCAAUCAUUGCUUAUACAACCAAUAAAAGAUCGCAAAGAUUUUUCGAAUGUGGAAUGGACGGUUUCUUGGCAAAACCGGUAACGCAAGAAUCACUACGGACUGAAUUAGAACGCGUAUCAGCAAAAGCUUGA
Paraglomus brasilianum is the source of this 453-nucleotide messenger RNA. Lineage: Eukaryota; Fungi; Glomeromycota; Glomeromycetes; Paraglomerales; Paraglomeraceae. The record is from the annotation of a GenBank genome assembly.